AUGCUAAUCCAAAAACGUCGCAGCGAGUUGCAAACCAUUGCGGAAAAGAUCAGCGAGAUUGAAAGUGAUGCAGAUGAGCAUCGUCUUGUUAUCAAAACACUUGCCGACGUAUACGAAAAAGAACCGGAACGUACAUGUUUCCGCCUCAUCGGUGGGGUUCUCGUGGAACGGACCGUGAAAGAUGUCCUGGAGACGCUUCAGACGACACUCGAUGGCUUCACCAAGGUCAUUGUCGAGCUUGUUAAGCAGUACAAGACGAAGGAAGAGGAGCUCACAGCGCUGCAGCGCGAGUCGACCCAGUAA
Molecule: messenger RNA, 303 nt
Organism: Malassezia pachydermatis
Lineage: Eukaryota; Fungi; Basidiomycota; Malasseziomycetes; Malasseziales; Malasseziaceae
Product: prefoldin beta-like protein
Exons: 3
Coding region: 1-303 (100 amino acids)
Biological process (GO): protein folding
Cellular component (GO): prefoldin complex; cytoplasm
Molecular function (GO): protein folding chaperone
Source: RefSeq, a predicted model, not a curated record